Messenger RNA from Oreochromis aureus, 4078 nucleotides. RefSeq names its product forkhead box J1a (gene foxj1a). The record is from RefSeq and is a predicted model, not a curated record. Gene Ontology annotation, biological process: regulation of DNA-templated transcription. Lineage: Eukaryota; Metazoa; Chordata; Actinopteri; Cichliformes; Cichlidae. Bases 276 to 1655 code for a protein of 459 amino acids. Gene Ontology annotation, molecular function: sequence-specific DNA binding; DNA-binding transcription factor activity. The transcript is spliced from 3 exons.
CGGAGCUGUUUACAGGGGGUGUAGCGUUGCUAUGGUUGCCGGUCAAACCUCCUGCAGCAGGUAUUAAACUGGAGCCCGCAGCGCGCUGACAGCCGCCACAAACCUCCGCCGAGCAGGAGAAGCAGGACUCCUCCCCAGGUCUCCGUGUGGAGCAGCAGGUGCGCAGACUCACACUCGGCCUCCAUCAGUCUGGAUUCAGCGGGCGCAGCUCAAAGUCCUGUCAGGAGGUAACAGAGGGAGGAGGAGGAGAAGGAGCUGACACAGAGGAGAGAGCCAUGCUGUCCCUGAGCUGUGCCGAACCGUGGCCUGAAGGCUCCGUGGGGCUGGAGGAGGAGGUGGUAACGGCGGCGGCUCAGGCUGAGGAGCGGGACGGAGUCAGCGGCACCGACAGCAGCAGCUGCUCCGUCAGCCUGGACGACAGUCUGACCAGCCUGCAGUGGCUGCAAGAGUUCUCCAUCCUCGGCACCAAUGUGCCGCACCACGCGCACCACGCGCACCACCUGUUCGGCCACCAGCAGCUGGGGUCUGAGGCGCCAGCCUCCCCCCUGGCCGGGGACCCGGCCUCCAUCGGGAUGCCGCUGACCCCGGGGAAGCCCACGGCGGCGGCCUACAGCAGGAUGCAGCCACUGCCUGGCAUCGUGGCACACGGACACUGUCCGGACGACGUGGACUACAAAACCAACGCGCAUAUCAAGCCGCCGUAUUCCUACGCCACCCUCAUCUGCAUGGCCAUGCAGGCCAGCAAGAAGAGCAAGAUCACGCUGUCCUGCAUCUACAAGUGGAUCACUGACAACUUCUGCUACUACCGCCAUGCUGACCCCACCUGGCAGAACUCGAUCCGACACAACCUCUCGCUCAACAAGUGCUUCAUCAAGGUGCCGCGGCAGAAGGACGAGCCCGGGAAGGGGGGUUUCUGGAAGAUUGACCCGCAGUACGCUGAGCGCCUCCUGAGUGGUGCCUACAAGAAGAGACGAAUGCCACCCGUCCAGAUCAACCCGGCCCUGCAGAACAGACUCAGGGUGAACGUGCAGCCUCAGCCCAGAGGGCAAAUCGGGCUUUGCGUCAACCCAGAGUCCCAAAGGCUUCUUCGGGAGUUCGAAGAGGCAACGGGCGCUGAUCAGAAUUGGGACCCCCAUCUGGCUGAGGGGACCAUGCUGGGGUCCUGGCCGGUGGUCAGGGGAAGGUGUGGGCUUAAGAGGAAGCAGGGCUCCAGAAAUGGUGCCGCCAAAGCCCCCCGUCGGUCCAGCUCCCCUCUGCUCUCCAUGGAUGAACAGAAGGAGAUUGGACCUCUGAAGGGGGACUUUGACUGGGACGCCCUUCUGGAUUCGGCCCUCAGCGGGGAGCUCAGUUUGGAAGGUGGUGAGCCUCUGAGCCCCAUCAUGAAAGAGGAGGACCUAACAGUGCGGGGAACCCACAUUUCCCCCGUUGAAGCCCCUGCAGGCUCAGCAGAGGCAGAGAGGAGUAACAACAUGUCUGACUUUGAUGAGGAGACCUUCCUUGCCACAGCCUUCCUGGAGAACCCCUGGCCGGAGGAGGAGGAGGAUCAUGGCCGCAGUGAUUUCCUCUGUAGCUCCACCGUCAACCUAGACCAGCUGUUUGGGCUCGAGGACUCAUUAGGUGGGGACCCCAGCAGCAGGAUCGACACUCUCCUUUGAGGAAUAAUUUCCAGGUCGUCUUACAAACUAAGAACCCUUCUCAACACAACUUGGAAAUAAAAGACUCUUUUUUUACCCUCAUGCAAGCUUAACCGUCCUUUUCAAGAUGUUUAAAGUAUUUUUAGAGAAACAUUUUUACGCAGGUUCAAUGCUGGAAAUAAACACUCAAUGCCUACUGAACAAUGAUGCCACAACGUACAGCAGCAGUUCAUAUUCCACAGAGAAACCACACUGAAUGUUUUUUCUUUUUUUGUGAAAUGAAAGUUUUCAGAGUGAAAGCCUGGACACACCAGAAGGUAGCGCGGUAAUUUUAGCGUCAUGUUUCCCUUCGUGUGUUUGUGAGAACACGGGCCAGGCAGUGGACGGUGUUCCUGCUAAACAAGUUUCACAUAAUGAGGUAAACAUUUGUUUAAACUACAUUUCCAGCGGUCAUUACCCCUUGCAAGCACUGAUUGCUGCCCUUCAGUAAGCUUCCAGAAGUUGGGCAAUCAUUGAGCUGUUAGAGAGGGUGUAGUUUAAAAAUCUAAAAGAUCUAAAGUCUAAAGUAGACUUUAUUUCUAGUUUAAUGUCCAUUCAAACUGAUUCAGACAUUUAUGUUCUUACAUAGAGCUCCUACAGAUAAUGCUAAUAAGUUAGCUAGUCACUAGUCCACUCAAUCGUAACAGGAAGAUGAGAACCCCCAAAAUAAACUCUCUCAAUAAAACUACACAAAAACAUUGCCAGUUCAUUCUGUUUUAUACUCAGUUUACCACAAACUGGCAUUUCUUCUUCAGUUUUUUUUAAAUAAACUGCUUCAUUAAUGAGGACAGAGAGUAGCUCCCUAUGCUAGCAACUGCGCUAAGGCUUCAAUCACAGGGUCCUAUAGGUCAUUCAGUGAUCUCCUAGCAACCGGUGGUUACUACGGAAAAGUGUGGAUUUGGCUGCAUGUGGUUUCUGGCAGUCGAUAUUGUGAAAUUACUUAGAAUAGGAACACAAUGCUACACCACAACCUUCUUGUGCUUGCUUUGGUUGCUAGCAGGUUGCUCCUCUCACGAGUAGUUUGCAUGGAACUUGUCUGCAAAAACACGCCCACUACUCACCAAGCGGUAAUGAAAUUGUGAGAAGUGCAACGCUAACUGGAAUCAGAGACCGUGUGGCUUUUCAUUGAGUUGGUUUUGGCAAAAAGGCAGAACUUUUAUUUAAUGCAAUCCACCGGCAACCAAAGCCACUCAAUCUGAUCAGAGAGGUCCACAUUUUCUUUCAGAAAUAAACAGCUAACAGCACAAAUCCACCAAUCGGUACAAUUUUAAUGGAAUAAAUUGAUCUCUGGUGUGACCAGGCCUUACAGACGACACAACAUGGUCUCUGUUUACGUCAUGAAAGUGUGUUUUAUUGUGGAAAAGGAGAUCAUGUUGCCUGAAAGACAUUUUCAGUGAACAGUUGAUCAACUAAGACUUUUUAAAAAAUUGUUAAAGUGGAAUCAGGAGUAACGCUACGAUAGAUUGAUGAUGAGAUUUUUGCCAAAUUAUGUUCUGUGUAGAUGUGAUUUACUCAUUUAGUUUUCUUUUCUUUUUUUGGCGUGGGAUGUUUUGGUACUAACCCUUUAUUUUCAGAAUGAACUAGCACAACUUUAACAAAUUAUUCACGUUAGCUUAACUUUUUCCAGAAAAUCAGACUGACGUAUAUGGCUUGUACAAGUAACGGCUUUCUUUCUUCUUUCCUGUGACUUCGUAGCCGAUAGAUAUAAAGAAACGCAGCAGAGGACGCGUCACAGCUUUGCGGUGUAAAAGUUAAAAUAAACACAAAGCAGCUUGAGGCAAAAUUCUUCAACAAAGAACUAUCAGGAGCUUAAAAUGCACACUUUAAAGAGACCACGGUGGCUUGUAAAUGAAUACCUGACCUUCUAUGUGCCAAGAACAACACUUGGGACUCGACGGGGCGGCCGUGCGCGUUUUACUGCAAUGAGGAAAUGUUUUUGUGUUGGUGUGCGAUAAAGUCGGGGAGCUGCUGGAUGUGAACAAAAGAGCUCGCUGGAUUCAGACUAAACCAAAUCUCGCUGCAUAAGGACGGGGACAGUCUUUAACUGCUGAGAUGCAGUAACUGUUCUCUUAACAUGUGUGAAAGUGCAAUCAUUGUACAGUGAUAUUUGUUAUUUGUUACAGUCAUUUGUUGGAGUCCAUUCAUGCAGUUUACUUCAGAGAUACCAGGCUCACUGUUUUGUGUAUUCUGAGGUGUGAAUACACUCGAGGGACUCUCAGUAAAACCAGCUAUGGUUGUGUAUUAGUUCGUCUCAAUCAAAUAACACUUUAAACCACAAUAAUGGGAUCUUACCUCAUGAUUGGUUCUAUGCUGAUGUUUAAACGCUCAUGUAUUCUUCUACCUUUUUGUUUUUAUUUUAUUUUCCACUUUUCUUUGACAAUAAAAAAUGUUUUACUGCAUCUCAC